AUGCCGUAUUACAUGUCGAUGGGCAAACUGCCCAAGAAGCGUCACACCCAGUUCCGUAGACCCGACGGUGCUUUGUACUCCGAAGAACUCUUCGGCACCGAGGGGUUCGUUGGGCCAAGCAGCAUCAUGUACCACAUCCAUCCGCCGACCCAGGUCACCGGAUGGAAAAAGCUCUACUCCACCAAGGUCGAGUAUGUGGAAGAAGAUGUGAUGCGCAUGCGUCAUGUCAAAUCACAGAACUUCAAGAAACACGGCGACCCCGUCCAGGGACGCGUGGUGAUCUUCGGAAACAACGACAUCGAGAUGUCCAUCUGCCAACCAGAUCAACAGAUGGAGUACCACUACAAGAACGGACAAGGCGACGAGUGCUUCUUCGUACACUUCGGGUCAGGCACCGUCUAUUCGAUGUUCGGAACCCUCAAGUUCGGGAAGAAAGACUACAUCGUCAUGCCCAAAGGUGUGAUCUACAAGAUCGUCUUUGACGAACGCCCCGACGACGGCAGCGACAUCGACGAGUUCGGCGGAUUCAGCAAAGACGAAAUGCCGCUCGGGAAGUUCAUCUGCUUCGAGACGUGCAACGCGAGCCACUUCCUCCCCCCACCACGCUACAUCUCCAAGAAGACUGCACAGUUCCUCGAGCACGCGCCGUAUUGCGAACGCGAUCUGCGUGUUCCGUUCGAAGACGAAGACCAUCCACUCGCAUACGACGAGAAGGGUGACUUUGAGGUCCGCAUCAAAGCGCUCAACUCCGUGCACUCCUACAUCUACCCAUACCACCCUCUCGAAGUCGUCGGAUGGGACGGCUGCUACUACCCCUACUGCUUCAACAUCCACGACUUUGCGCCGAUCACCGGACAGCUCCACAUGCCUCCGCCGAUCCACCAGACGUUUGAGGGACACAACUUCGUGAUCUGCUCGUUCUGCCCUCGCGCGUUGGACUUCCAUCCCGAUGCGAUCCCUGUGCCGUACAACCACUCGAACAUCGACUCCGACGAGAUCAUGUACUACGUCGAGGGCAACUACAAAGCCCGCCGCGGGAUCUCGCAGGGAUCGAUCUCUGUCCACCCGCAGGGCAUUCCCCACGGCCCGCAUCCAGGAACCGUCGAAGCAUCGCUUGGGAAGAAGUGGACCGACGAGAUGGCCGUGAUGUGCGACACCUUCCGUCCGAUGUUCCCCACCAAAGCGUGCAUGCAACUCGACGACCCGCAGUACCCCGAAUCCUGGCGUCAAGACCACUUCGCGCCAGACCAGGUCCGCGGCGCUGAAGGGGAAGAAACCAACCCCAACGCCCCCAUCAACACCUGGGAUUAA
Symbiodinium sp. CCMP2592 is the source of this 1311-nucleotide messenger RNA. Lineage: Eukaryota; Dinophyceae; Suessiales; Symbiodiniaceae. The record is from the annotation of a GenBank genome assembly.